This is a messenger RNA of Drosophila yakuba, 2393 nucleotides long. It is a transcript of the gene UbcE2H, whose product is annotated as ubiquitin-conjugating enzyme E2 H. NCBI's taxonomy places the organism in Eukaryota, Metazoa, Arthropoda, Insecta, Diptera, Drosophilidae. Bases 557 to 1108 code for a protein of 183 amino acids. The transcript has 2 exons. Gene Ontology annotation, cellular component: nucleus. Gene Ontology annotation, molecular function: ubiquitin conjugating enzyme activity. The record is from RefSeq and is a predicted model, not a curated record. Gene Ontology annotation, biological process: ubiquitin-dependent protein catabolic process; protein polyubiquitination.
GUCACACUACAAAUUUUCCAACAGUCUUUCAUAUUCCGGAAAACAAAACAAAAUUAAUUAAGUAAUUAGAAGAGAAGAGUCCAGGAAAAUGCACAGGGAAUCACGGUGAUUAAACGGGAAUGUGGAGAAGUAUCGAAGCGUAAGAAUCGACGGCGACGUCAGCCCACAAUAACACCACCCACGAGCAACAAUAACAACAAUACAACUAAAACGGGAGACUACUGCAAAUAUACACACACCUACAAAAAUCAAAAUAAAAAGGCAAGAAGUUAGCUCCCGUUUUGCUCUGGACGGUGGCAGUGAAAGUUGACGAAUGCGGAGCAGUUCGUGGCUGGCGGAGCAGCAGCUGGGCAACCGGAAGCGGAUAGCGGAUGUAACUCAAUAGCAAUAUUUAAAAGGAACAACAUUAAACAUAUAAUAUAUAGAUAACAAAGAUAACACCGCCUUAGCCUUAGUGAAAAACAACGAGGAGACGACCACUCCAAAACCAAAUCAAAUCAAACCAAACCAAUCAAAUCAAAAGCCAGGCAACUACAAUCCCAAAUAAACCAACAAAAUGUCCUCGCCCAGUGCCGGAAAGCGACGCAUGGACAACGAUGUGAUCAAGCUGAUCGAAUCGAAGCACGAGGUGACGAUCCUGGGAGGCCUCAACGAGUUCCACGUCAAGUUCUUCGGUCCAACGGAGACGCCCUACGAGGGCGGCGUGUGGAAGGUGCGCGUCUACCUGCCCGACAACUAUCCCUUCAAGUCACCGAGCAUCGGUUUUGUAAACAAGAUCUACCAUCCGAACAUUGACGAGUCCUCUGGGACGGUGUGCUUGGAUGUGAUCAAUCAGGCCUGGACGGCGUUGUACGAUCUAUCGAACAUCUUUGAAUCGUUCUUGCCGCAGCUGCUCACAUAUCCCAAUCCGGUCGAUCCGCUCAAUCGGGAUGCGGCCGCAUUGUACCUGCACGAGCCGGAGGAGUACCAUCGCAAGGUGGCCGACUAUGUGCAGCGGUAUGCCACCGAGGACGCGUUGCGGGCGGCGCAACAGGAGCGGGAGAGCAGCGACAGCGAGUCGAGCAUGUCCGACUACAGUGAGGAUGAGGCCAGGGACAUGGAGUUAUAAUAUCGGUUGGACCGCCAGCCUACGGAACUACCGCUAACACUAACACUGACAACAGCCUAAUACAAAUGCUUCGGGAAUCCAUUAUCCUGCCACCCAAUCUCCCCAACCAAACACACUCACAUACACUUUCAAUAUACCCCUUCAGUUGGCGAUGGAACAACAAAGAACAAUAUAUAUAUAUAUAUAUAUAUAUACACACACAUAUAUAUAUACAUAAUUGAUAAAUGAUAAUUGGAUUUUAAGAUAGAAAGUGAUUCGAUGAUGGCGUGUGAUGAUCUGCGCACACACGCACAUACAUAUAAAUAUAUACAUAAAAUAUAUAUAUAUACACUAAUAUAAGCAGCAAGAAAAACAAGAUUUAAAAACUCUUAGUUUAGCCAUCAGUAGCUGAUAACAAAACGGAUUGGAGCAACGAUCGUAACAGAUCAUAGCAGAUAUAUAGACCAUAACAAAAAAUGGAACGGAUAAGAGCAAAAUGGAAACAAACAGAAUAGAAACACAAACAAACAAACAAACAAACAAAACCGAUUAAAUACAGAUAACAGAGAUAAAAGCAUAGAUGCAAGCGCAAUUUAAAUGGUUAUAGUAAGUGCACAUGCAAUGCGAAAUAUGACGAGAAAUUGCUUUGGCCUUGAUCUGGCAUUAAACAGACUUCGAUGCUCGUUCUUUAGAGUUUAGCAAUGGAGUAACAAAGUUGAUAGAAAACGUAUCGUAAACACAAGUACCACCAUCCAACAUAAGUUUUUGGAAAGUCCUCACCACAUUAAUACCACACGACGAUAACCCAAUAUCCAAUUUGCAAUCUAGAUCGAUAAACAAAUUGCGGAUUAUAUGUUCUUACUUUAUAUGUUCUUGUACUUUAUAUGUUUGUCUUGUUUUGCUCUGUUUAAUUGUGAAAGCGACUUUUGAUUGUCUGCAUAUAUGUAUUAAGAAAUUUGUAAACCGCAGAAAAUCAUCUGACUUAGCAGAACUUUCCCUGCCUAAAAACAAAAAAUAUAUCAAAAGAGAAGUACGAUCGAUACUAAAUAAAAACGAAAUAGAAAGCCAAGAUAAAUCCUAGAGGAAACGCUUGGAGACGAUUGCGUGGAACAGACAGAAUAAUCGUUGCAGUUCUUUUUCUUGUUAAUUAAUCUUAUCAUACGGUUAUUAUGUAAUAUUUUAAAAUAGGAUUCGAAUUGAUCGUGUAAUUAAAUGCAAUAAUUCUUAUGUCUAACUUAUGUCACCCGUGUUUAAGCCAAAAGCAUAUAUAUUUUUUUAUUAUAAUACAUUUUGCCUUUACACCAAA